UUCCCUGGUGACGGGUUGUCCGGUGGUCGCCUGGUAACCGGUCGUGGCUGUACUGGCGGCUGCAGGGCUGGCGGCUUAGGCCGCAGAGGUCUGUGGGCCUGAGCCCACGCUGCACUCUCUCCGUCCUGCGAUGACUGCUGACCUGGCCGUCGUCACGACGUCGGGUUUGGAAGAUGGGGUGCCUAGGUCCCGUGGCGAAGGGACCGGGGAAGUGGUCGUGGAGCGGGGGCCCGGCGCGGCCUACCACAUGUUCGUGGUGAUGGAGGACUUGGUGGAGAAGCUGAAGCUGCUCCGCUACGAGGAGGAGUUCCCCCGGAAGAGCAACCUGAAGGCCCCGUCCAGACACUAUUUUGCACUGCCUACCAACCCUGGUGAACAGUUCUACAUGUUUUGUACUCUUGCUGCUUGGUUGAUUAAUAAAGCAGGACGUCCCUUUGAGCAGCCUCAAGAAUAUGAUGACCCUAAUGCCACGAUAUCUAACAUACUAUCCGAGCUUCGGUCGUUUGGGAGAACUGCAGAUUUUCCUCCUUCAAAAUUAAAGUCAGGUUAUGGAGAACAUGUAUGCUAUGUUCUUGAUUGCUUAGCUGAAGAAGCAUUGAAAUAUAUUGGUUUCACCUGGAAAAGGCCAAUAUACCCAGUAGAAGAAUUAGAAGAAACUGUUGCAGAAGAUGAUGCAGAAUUAACAUUAAAUAAAGUGGAUGAAGAAUUUGUGGAAGAAGAGACAGAUAAUGAAGAAAACUUUAUUGAUCUCAAUGUUUUAAAGGCCCAGACAUAUCACUUGGAUAUGAACGAGACUGCCAAACAAGAAGAUAUUUUGGAAUCCACAACAGAUGCUGCGGAAUGGAGCCUAGAAGUGGAACGUGUACUACCGCAACUGAAAGUCACGAUUAGGACUGACAAUAAGGAUUGGAGAAUCCAUGUUGACCAAAUGCACCAGCACAAAAGUGGAAUUGAAUCUGCUCUAAAGGAGACCAAGGGAUUUUUGGACAAACUCCAUAAUGAAAUUACUAGGACUUUGGAAAAGAUCGGCAGCCGAGAAAAGUACAUCAACAAUCAGCUUGAGAAUUUGGUUCAAGAAUAUCGUGCAGCUCAAGCCCAGCUGAGUGAGGCAAAGGAGCGAUACCAGCAGGGAAACGGAGGAGUAACGGAAAGAACCAGACUCCUCUCUGAGGUUAUGGAAGAAUUAGAAAAGGUAAAACAAGAAAUGGAAGAAAAGGGCAGCAGCAUGACCGAUGGUGCUCCUUUGGUGAAGAUUAAACAGAGCUUAACAAAACUGAAGCAAGAAACUGUAGAGAUGGACAUUAGAAUUGGCAUUGUGGAACACACACUACUCCAAUCAAAGCUGAAGGAGAAGUCCAACAUGACUAGGAACAUGCAUGCCACAGUUAUUCCAGAACCAGCAACAGGCUUUUAUUAAAACGUACUGGUUUUCAUGUUUCUGAUUGGUUGGGUUUUUUAUAUCAGACUAUAUUUCAUGUUGCAUAGAUUUCAAAACAUAAUUUUAUGUUCAAUAGGUUUUUUUUUACAUGUACAUACUCACAUAUUAUAUCAUGGUGAUUAUGAUGGUUAAAGCCUUUACACUGAAUGUAAUGUUUAAUAAAGUAAUUACAAAUUCUCACUUUCUAA
Messenger RNA from Piliocolobus tephrosceles (Ugandan red Colobus), 1626 nucleotides. It is a transcript of the gene IFT57, whose product is annotated as intraflagellar transport 57. Gene Ontology annotation, cellular component: Golgi apparatus; microtubule organizing center; cilium. The record is from RefSeq and is a predicted model, not a curated record. The transcript is spliced from 11 exons. Bases 131 to 1417 code for a protein of 428 amino acids. NCBI's taxonomy places the organism in Eukaryota, Metazoa, Chordata, Mammalia, Primates, Cercopithecidae. Gene Ontology annotation, biological process: intraciliary transport; non-motile cilium assembly.